AUGGCCUCCAUCGUGAACCCGUCUCCGCUGACCUCCUUGAGUCCUCGGGUAGCUCCGAGCGCCGUGAGCCCUACCGGUCGGCUGCCCCUAGCUGCCCUCAUCACCCUCGCCGCAUCCUCCUCAUCCUCAUCAUCGUCCUCCUCCUCCUCCUUGGCUUCCAUCUCGCCCGAGUGGGAGAUCUUGAUGACCCCCGGCGCGGAUGCUCAGGGGAGCAGCAGCAGCAACACAGCACGUAGCAACUACAACAGUGUCAACUACAGCAGCAACAACUACAACAAUGUCAACUACAGCAGCAACAACUACAACAGUGUCAACUACAACAGCAACAACUACAGCAGCAACAACUACAACAGUGGCAACUACAGCGCCAGCAGCACGAGGAGGCUGCGCAGAGCCAUCUCAGAAAGCGACAAGGCCGUCAUCCUGGACCUCCACAACAACCUGCGGGGCCAGGUGUCCCCAUCGGCCUCGAACAUGGAGAUGUUAGUGUGGGACUCGGAGCUGGAACGUUCUGCCGAGCACUGGGCCGAGACGUGUCUGUGGGAGCACGGCCCCGCCGGGGAGCUCAGCCGCAUCGGCCAGAACCUGGGGGCGCACUGGGGCAGGUUUCGCCCCCCCACGUUCCAUGUGCAGGCGUGGUACGACGAGGUGCGGGACUACAGCUUCCCGUACCCGCACGAGUGCAAUCCCUGGUGCCCCUUCCGCUGCACAGGGCCCGUGUGCACCCACUACACGCAGCUCGUGUGGGCCACCUCCAGUCGGAUCGGCUGCGCCAUCAACCUGUGCUACAACAUGAACGUGUGGGGCCAGGUGUGGGCCCGUGCCGUCUACCUCGUCUGCAACUACGCCCCCAAGGCAAACUGGUGGGGGUCGGCCCCCUACAAGGUGGGGCGGCCGUGCUCGGAGUGCCCCCCCAGCUACGGAGGGGGCUGCCGGGACAACAUGUGCUUCUGGGGAGGGAGCGGCGAGCGGCCUCUGCCCGGGCCCGACACGGGCACCAAGGUGGAGGAGGAGGACGAGGAGACCGAGGAAGAGGAGGGCCCGAACGAGGUGGAGCCGACCCGGCCCGCUCGCACCACGACCACCGCGUCACCCCCCGUGGCCCCACCGGACGCGAGAGAAUUUGACAUUCGCGAAGUAAUAAGCGUAGAGGAAAUGACUCAGAAGGUCACGUGCGACACCAAGCUGCGCGAUCGCUGUAAGGGCACGCCGUGCAACAGGUACGAGUGCCCUGCGGGCUGUUUCUACAGCAGUGGCAAGGUGAUCGGCACCCUUUACUAUGACAUGCAAUCGAGCGUAUGCCGCGCCGCAAUGCAUUAUGGGAUUGUGGACAACGAGGGCGGCUGGGUGGACGUGACGCGCAACGGACGCAUCCCGUUCUUUGUGAAGUCGACCCGCGAGGGCAUCACCUCCAUCAGCAAGUACCGCCCCGCCAACUCCUUCACUGUGUUCCGCGUGACGGUGAAGGCCCUGGACUGUGUCACCACCGUGGGCCAACUGUGUCCGUACAGGAAACCAGCGACGCAUUGCCCCAGGGUUCACUGCCCCGCUCACUGCAUGCAGCACAACCCUCAUCAAGCGCGCGUCAUUGGCUCAACGAUCUACUCUGACCUGUCGAGCGCGUGCCGCGUGGCGGUGCAUGCCGGCGUGGUGCAGAACGCGCGCGGCGGCUACGUGGACCUGAUGCCCGUCGACAAGAAGUCUGAGUAUCUCGCCUCCUUCCAGAACGGCAUCUUCUCCGAGAGUUUGCAGAACCCCCCGGGAGGGAAGGCGUUCCGAGUGUUUGCCGUCAUCUGACCCCGUGACCCCGUGACCUGUGACUCUCUACGUACAACGAUGAAAUGCAACGAGCAGCGAUCGGCCUCGUGGGGAUUACGCGGCCACGACACCACAUUGACACCACACUCACCACACUCACCACACUCACACCACACUGACACCACACUCACCACACUCACCACACUCACCACACUCACACCACAUUGACACCACACUCACCACACUCACCACACUCACCACAUUGACACCACACUCACCACACUCACACCACACUCACCACAUUGACACCACACUCACAACAUUGACACCGCACUCACCACACUCACCACACUCACCACACUCACACCACACUCACCACAUUUACACCACACUCACAACAUUGACACCAAACUCACCACACUCACCACACUCACCACACUCCCACACCACACUCACCACAUUGACACCACACUCACCACACUCACCACACUCACCACAUUGACACCGCACUCACCACACUGACACCACACUCACCACAUUGACACCACACUCACCGCACUCACCACACUCACCACAUUGACACCGCACUCACCACACUCACCACACUCACCACAUUGACACCACACUCACCGCACUCACCACACUCACCACAUUGACACCACACUCACCACACUCACCACAUUGACACCACACUCACCACACUCACCACACUCACCACAUUGACACCACACUCACCGCACUCACCACACUCACCACAUUGACACCACACUCACCACACUCACCACACUCACCACACUCACCACAUUGACACCACACUCACCACACUCACCACACUCACCACACUCACCACAUUGACACCGCACUCACCACACUGACACCACACUCACCACACUCACCACACUCACCACAUUGACACCACACUCACCACACUCACCACACUCACCACACUCCCACACCACACUCACCACACUCACACCACACUGACGCCACACUCACCACAUUGACACCACACUCACCACAUUGACAUCACACUGACACCACACUCACCACACUCACCACACUCACCACACUCACACCACUCACCACACUCACACCACACUCACCACACUCACACCACACUGACACCACACUCACCACACUCACCACACUCACACCACACUCACCACACUCACACCACACUGACACCACACUCACCACACUCACCACACUCACACCACACUCACCACACUCACACCACAUUGACACCACACUCACCACACUCACCACACUCACCACAUUGACACCACACUCACCACACUCACACCACACUCACCACAUUGACACCACACUCACAACAUUGACACCAAACUCACCACACUCACCACACUCACCACACUCCCACACCACACUCACCACAUUGACACCACACUCACCACACUCACCACACUCACCACACUCCCACACCACACUCACCACAUUGACACCACACUCACCACACUCACCACAUUGACACUACACUCACCACAUUGACACCACACUCACCACACUCACCACACUCACCACAUUGACACUACACUCACCACAUUGACACCGCACUCACCACAUUGACACCGCACUCACCACAUUGACACCACACUCACCACACUCACCACAUUGACACCACACUCAACACACUCACCACACUCACCACAUUGACACCGCACUCACCACACUCACACCAUUGACACCACACUCACCACACUCACCACACUCACCACACUCACACCACACUCCCCACAUUGACACCGCACUCACCACACUCACCACAUUGACACCACACUCACCACACUCACCACACUCACCACACUCACCACAUUGACACUAGACUCACCACAUUGACACCACACUCACCACACUCACCACACUCACCACACUCACACCACACUCACCGCACUGACACCACACUGACACCACACUCACCACACUCACCACACUCACCACACUCACACCACUCACCACACUCACCACACUCACCACACUCACACCACUCACCACACUCACCACACUCACACCACACUCACCACACUCACACCACCCUGACACCACACUCACCACACUCACCACACUCACACCACACUGACACCACACUCACCACACUCACCACACUCACCACACUCACACCACAUUGACACCACACUCACCACACUCACCACACUCACCACAUUGACACCACACUCACCACACUCACACCACACUCACCACAUUGACACCACACUCACAACAUUGACACCGCACUCACCACACUCACCACACUCACCACACUCACACCACACUCACCACAUUGACACCACACUCACCACACUCACCACACUCACCACAUUGACACUAGACUCACCACAUUGACACCACACUCACCACACUCACCACACUCACCACACUCCCACACCACACUCACCACAUUGACACCACACUCACCACACUCACCACACUCACACCACUCACCACACUCACACCACACUCACCACACUCACACCACACUGACACCACACUCACCACACUCACCACACUCACACCACACUCACCACACUCACACCACACUGACACCACACUCACCACACUCACCACACUCACACCACACUCACCACACUCACACCACAUUGACACCACACUCACCACACUCACCACACUCACCACAUUGACACCACACUCACCACACUCACACCACACUCACCACAUUGACACCACACUCACAACAUUGACACCAAACUCACCACACUCACCACACUCACCACACUCCCACACCACACUCACCACAUUGACACCACACUCACCACACUCACCACACUCACCACACUCCCACACCACACUCACCACAUUGACACCACACUCACCACACUCACCACAUUGACACUACACUCACCACAUUGACACCACACUCACCACACUCACCACACUCACCACAUUGACACUACACUCACCACAUUGACACCGCACUCACCACAUUGACACCGCACUCACCACAUUGACACCACACUCACCACACUCACCACAUUGACACCACACUCAACACACUCACCACACUCACCACAUUGACACCGCACUCACCACACUCACACCAUUGACACCACACUCACCACACUCACCACACUCACCACACUCACACCACACUCCCCACAUUGACACCGCACUCACCACACUCACCACAUUGACACCACACUCACCACACUCACCACACUCACCACACUCACCACAUUGACACUAGACUCACCACAUUGACACCACACUCACCACACUGACACCACACUCACCACACUCACACCACACUCACCGCACUGACACCACACUGACACCAC
This is a messenger RNA of Lethenteron reissneri (Far Eastern brook lamprey), 5069 nucleotides long. Its product is annotated as cysteine-rich secretory protein LCCL domain-containing 1-like. The record is from RefSeq and is a predicted model, not a curated record. NCBI's taxonomy places the organism in Eukaryota, Metazoa, Chordata, Hyperoartia, Petromyzontiformes, Petromyzontidae.